Messenger RNA from Syzygium oleosum, 879 nucleotides. RefSeq lists its product as uncharacterized. The record is from RefSeq and is a predicted model, not a curated record. The transcript is spliced from 2 exons. Bases 57 to 779 code for a protein of 240 amino acids. NCBI's taxonomy places the organism in Eukaryota, Viridiplantae, Streptophyta, Magnoliopsida, Myrtales, Myrtaceae.
AAACAUUCGCUCCUCUCCCGCCGUCGCCGCCCCCCCAGUUCCUCUGAAGAUCCGCCAUGACUACCUCCGAUUUCGUUCAAGCACCGUCGUCGAAGGAAGAGCUCGUCCACACCGAUUCGGCCCAAGUUCGCACUAACUACUACGGCGACGACGGCGGCGAUGGCGAUGACGCGCUCUCGCUCUGCGACCUCCCCUUGUACUGCGACGCCGCCGAUCACUCCUUCGCCGACGACGAUGACGCCUCCACAUCGUCGUCCUCGUCGUCCUGCUCGCCCUCCUCCUCCGAUCACGACGACUUCUUCGAGUUCUCAUCGAUCGGGGGCUCCGAAUCCUCCUCCGACCUCCGCUCCGACGAUCGGAGCAUCGUCUUCUGCGGGAAGCUCAUCUCUCGCCGAGAGUCGCCUCCUCCUCCUCCUACUACAACUCCGGAGAAGAAGAGAUCGCCGCUCCCGGCCGGCCGCGGGAGCCAGAAGAGCACGAGCAGGAGGACCCGGUCGCCGGCGGUCCGGCGGAGGAAGUGCCGGUGGUACCUGAUGGCGUUCGGACUGGCGAGGUUCCCGACGGAGAUGGCGAUGAGCGAGAUGAGGACGAGGCAGAGCCGCAAUGUCGAGAAGACGGGGUCGGGAUCGUUCGGCGGCGACAUUGUGAGGAGCGGCGAUUGCAGCGGCAAGAGCAAAGCGAAAAGGUUGUUCGGAAUGUUGAAGUCUCUGGGAUUGGGCCACCGUCGUCGCGCCGAUGCUUUGGUGAACGCCUCGUUGGGCUGCGUCCGGCGGGCGUGACAGGAUCACCAAAGACGAUGUAUAUAUUUGAAAGUUUUGAUUUUUAGGAGUAUUGAUCCUGCAUAUUUCAUAAAAAGGAGUGUUUGCGCAUUGGUUUUCA